Microcebus murinus (gray mouse lemur) is the source of this 3539-nucleotide messenger RNA. The record is from RefSeq and is a predicted model, not a curated record. NCBI's taxonomy places the organism in Eukaryota, Metazoa, Chordata, Mammalia, Primates, Cheirogaleidae.
ACUCUGGCCGGGCUCUGGGAACCCCGGGGGCCUCCUGCGCCGGGAGACCCUCUCCCCUCCCCCGGCUCCCCUUCCCCGGAGCUCUGGCCUCCGCCUGCCCCGGCCCCUCUCCCCCGCCGGGCUUUUCUCUUGCAAAUGGAGUGGGCGGGCGCAGGUGGAGCGCUCCCGCUGUCCCCGGAGGGGCACCCCGACCUUCCCGAGCCCGGCCUCCCAAACUGGGGCUAUGGACCCCCCAGGGCUGGAGGGCUCAAUCCAGGGUACUCAGCUCCCCUCCCUGGGAGGGUCGGGCCUUGGGUCACACCCCCAGCCCGCACCUGAGGUGACCCUGUCUUCCUCCAGCCCUAUGCCCAGGAAACCUUGGGACCCCUUAGAAAAAAUGCCACUCUGGGGCUCAGCUAUCAUUCACCCUGGAUGCCUGGACCUGCCACCCGCCAGGCUGAGGCCACCCCAGGCAUCUCCCUGGGCCCCCUGUCUCCCUGCCACCCCGCUCCUCCUGGCUUGGAGGUCAGCGCCAUCUCCCCGAUAGGCCAGCCCUGGGCCCUGGGAGGCCUCUGCUGACCUGCCUUUCCCAGGAGCUUUCAGUCCCGUCUUUACAGGGGAGACUGCAGCCCCCAGAGGGUGCACUGAGGGAGGGGUCCUGCCGGAGGCCGGCUGGGCUGGCAGUGCUCUGGGCAAAGAGCUCUAAUUUCUGCUUCUGAAAUGGGUGCUGCGUUGGGUACCCAGGCCAGGAGGCUCCCUGAGAGCUGGGGGCUCCUCCCAGGGCAGUAGAGCAGGGAGCUGAUGUCUUUUCAUGUGAUGUUAAGUGGGGGCAGGGUGUUAAGGUAGCGGUGAGGGGCAGUGGUCAUCUAGCAGGUGCUCACUCCAUUCGUAGGCCUCUGUCAACCAUAUGGCAGCUUGCUGGGUGGCAUGGACAGGAGGGGAGGGAAGAGGACAGGCUCAGGUCCUGAGCUGCAGUAGCUCCCCAAGGUGUUGCUGGCUGCCCCUCCCAGCCACCUUGACUCAGUCACCUAAUGAUUAUGCUGCCUGCAGUUACUGGGGUUAUACAGGGAAAUGAAAGCCAGUAGGGUGCCAGGGGUGGGGAUCAGGGCAAAGGUGUCCACCAGAGGUCCUCUGGGUGAGGUGAUUGGUGCCCACUGCCUGAUUGGUGCUUUAUAUAGCGCUCCAGUCCUGUGUUUUAGCCUCACUGGGGGAAGAAAUCUCAGCUUGGAAAGGUCGAGACCCACUCUGAGUCAUUCAGCAUGAAGAAAACCAUCUACAGGAGUGUGUGCCUGGCCCUGGCCCUGCUUGUGGCCGUGACAGUGUUCCAGCGCAGUCUGACCCCCAGUCAGUUUCUGCAGGAUGCCCUGCCUCCCACCCCGGAGCCACAGAAGGGCGGCGGACAGUUGCUGAACUCCAACAGCUUCUGGAAGCAUCAGAAGGAUGUGGCCAUCCCCACUCCCACCCCUUCUCGGGGUCCCCAGGCCUGGGACGUGACUACCACUAACUGCUCAGCCAAUAUCAACUUGACCCACCAGUCCUGGUUCCAGGGCCUGGAGCCGCAAUUCCAGCAGUUUCUCUUGUAUCGCCACUGCCGGUACUUCCCCAUGCUGCUGAACCACCCGGAGAAGUGCAGGGAGGAUGUCUACCUGCUGGUGGUGGUCAAGUCCGUCAUCACGCAGCACGACCGCCGAGAGGCCAUCCGCCAGACCUGGGGCCGGGAGCAGCUGUCCGCAGGCGCCGGCCGGGGCGCGGUGCGCACGCUGUUCCUGCUGGGCACGGCCUCCAAGCAGGAGGAGCGGACCCACUACCAGCAGCUGCUGGCCUACGAGGACCGCCUCUAUGGCGACAUCCUGCAGUGGGACUUUCUCGACACCUUCUUCAACUUGACCCUCAAGGAGAUCCACUUCCUCAAGUGGCUUGACAUCUACUGCCCCCACGUGCCCUUCGUCUUCAAAGGCGACGAUGAUGUCUUCGUCAACCCCACCAACCUGCUCGAAUUUCUGGCUGACCAGCGGCCACAGGAAAACCUGUUCGUGGGCGAUGUCCUGCAGCACGCACGGCCCAUCCGCAGGAAGGACAACAAAUACUACAUCCCCGGGGCUCUGUACAGCAAGAACAGCUACCCACCCUAUGCCGGUGGUGGUGGCUUCCUCAUGGCUGGUGGCCUGGCCCGGCGCCUGCACCACGCCUGUGACACCAUAGAGCUCUACCCCAUCGACGAUGUCUUCCUGGGCAUGUGCCUGGAGGUGCUGGGCGUGCAUCCCACGGCCCAUGAGGGCUUCAAGACCUUCGGCAUCUCUCGGAACCGCAAUAGCCGCAUGAACAAGGAGCCGUGCUUCUUCCGCUCCAUGCUCGUUGUGCACAAGCUGAUGCCCCCCGAGCUGCUGGCCAUGUGGGGGCUGGUGCACAGCAACCUCACCUGCUCCCGCAAGCUCCAGGUGCUCUGACACCGGCUGGGCCACCCGGACAGGCCAGGGCAUGCACUUCCGAGUCCCCGAGGUAUCAGGGCUGAAGCCGCGGUGCCCAGGCAUAGCCUUUGGUCCCUGCGGGGAGGUGGGGGGUUGGGGCCUACGUGCCACUGGGUGUGGUGGGGUGCAGGUAGCCAGAGAGGGGCCUCCCUGUGCAGAUGAUUUCCAGAAAUCGAGGCCCAGGAAUGGUCGGAGCUGCCACCAGGAGGUCCCCCGAGAAGUGAAGACAUAGGCCCUGGCGGCCCUCCUGACCUGGGUCUGUUGCCUGGCGCCUUCUGACCCAGUGUGAGGCCCUGGUGGCCUCUGAAGGAACCCUGUGCUCAGGUACCCAGGCUAGGCCCGGCCCCAGGGGUCUGGGGCUGCCCUUGUCUUCACAGGGAAGUCUCCCUCUGUGAAAUGCCACAGUCUCCCCAGGGACCAGGCGGCCCUUUCAGGAGAAGCUCAACCUGUGCAGGCUCACAGGUGUCCCCUGCAGUCCAUGUCCCCAAGUCUCGAGGGUACCUCAGCAGGCUCUCUGCUCCUGGGGGCUGCGCUCCUAGCUGUGUCCUCUGAGGUCUGGAAGCGCAUCAGCCACUCUAACUACCUCAGUGCUCCUCAGAACCUCCACGUGGGCUACCCACCCCACCCCGACACAGGCCAAAAGAGCAGCACCCGGCCCCCGACAUCCUAAUGCUAUCUGACCCCGGCCUGAGCCAAGGUCCCUCCUGCAGCCCUGCCAAGGCCUGGCUCCCUGACUGGACAGCAGCCAGUUUGGCCCUGGGGUGGACAUUCCUCUAUUACUGUGAAGUUUUAUUUAUGAAGAAUUUGGAGGGAGAAGGCUCCAGGCCUCAGGAGGUGAUGGUGUUCUCCCGGCCCACCCCUUCCUCUCCCUCACUCCGGCUGCCCCCGGCACCCGGGCCCUUGCCAGUCCUCUCCAGAGCCUGCCCCACCCGCUUCUCCAGGGUCUGACAGACCAGCAUUUGCCCCGUGAAGGGAUGGAUCGGGGCCCCUGGGGUGGGUGCAGAAGGAUGCCACCUCCUACCUCAGGCUGGAGUCACCUGGUAAGGAUAGAGGGAUCGACUAUUUUCUCAAUAAAAUGGGACUGGUUUUUUU